Messenger RNA from Cynoglossus semilaevis (tongue sole), 2975 nucleotides. RefSeq names its product beta-carotene 15, 15-dioxygenase 2, like (gene bco2l). Gene Ontology annotation, biological process: retinal metabolic process; carotene catabolic process. The record is from RefSeq and is a predicted model, not a curated record. Gene Ontology annotation, cellular component: mitochondrion. Gene Ontology annotation, molecular function: beta-carotene 15,15'-dioxygenase activity; carotenoid dioxygenase activity. The transcript has 12 exons. Lineage: Eukaryota; Metazoa; Chordata; Actinopteri; Pleuronectiformes; Cynoglossidae. The coding region runs from base 25 to 1788 and encodes 587 amino acids.
UCCAGGAUUGUUUGACAGUCAACAAUGAUCCAAAGAUGGCAAUACUUCAGGGGUUCAAAGGUUCUCCUCAGAGCUUGUAUAAAUCCUCUGUGUUUAUCUGCACAAAUACGCAGAACCAACACCAUGUCGAAGAACCCAGCAGCCCAGACACAGAGCACAUCUAGUGGUCAGCGAUGCCCUCAGGCCAAAGGCCUGGAGACCCUGGCUGCUCUGGUGCAGUCAGUAGAGGAAACCCCAGAUCCCAUUCCCACAACAAUCAAAGGAACCAUUCCAGAAUGGAUCAAUGGAAGCUUCUUGAGAAAUGGUCCUGGGAAAUUUGAAUUUGGAAAAGACAGAUACACUCAUUGGUUUGACGGCAUGGCCAUGAUGCACCGGUUCCACAUCAGUGAAGGCCAGGUCACCUACAGCAGCCGCUUUCUGCGCAGUGACUCGUACGUGCAGAACUCAGAGAAGAACCGUAUCGUGGUGUCAGAGUUUGGGACCAUGGCGAUGCCUGAUCCCUGCAAGAACAUCUUUGCCCGCUUCUUUUCACGCUUUCAGAUUCCAAAAGCCACAGAUAAUGCCAGCGUGAACUUUGUAAAGUACAAAGGAGACUAUUAUGUCAGUACAGAGACCAACUACAUGAGACGUGUAGAUCCUCAAAGUCUGGAGACAAAGGAGAAGGUGGACUGGACCCAAUACAUUGCUGUCAACUCAGCCACAGCUCAUCCACACUACGAUCGAGAGGGGGCCUCGUACAACAUGGGAAACUCCUACGGGAAAAAUGGCUUCUUUUACUCCAUCAUCCGUGUACCUCCACCUGAGGUCAAUGCGGUAAAGGCGGACAGCGCAGACCUAAGUGGAGCCAAGGUGAUCUGCUCCAUCCGUGCAGCAGAACCUAGAAAACCCUCAUACUAUCACAGCUUUGUCAUGUCAGAAAACUACAUCGUGUUCAUUGAGCAGCCAAUCAAGCUGGACCUGUUGAAGUUUAUGCUCUACAGAAUCCAGGGUAAGAGCUUCCAUAAGGUCAUGACAUGGGAGCCUCACUAUCAAACUGUUUUCCAUUUGGUCAAUAGGCACACCGGAGAAGAGAGUAAAGUGAAGUAUGUGGCAGCGCCAAUGUUCACGCUGCACCAGAUCAAUGCUUUUGAGGACAACGGUUUCCUGGUGAUGGACAUGUGCUGUGGAGACGACGGUGCGGUCAUCGGGGACUUUACGCUGGAAAACCUCCGCAGAGAGUCAGGGGAGGAGAUGGACGAGUUUUACAAUGGGCUGUGUCGAAACCUUCCACGGAGAUAUGUCCUUCCCCUGACCGUGGAUGAAAUGACUCCUCCGGACCAUAACCUUGUCACUCUGCCUAACUACACAGCAACAGCAAAGAAGACGAAACAAGGGGAGGUUUUCAUGACCCACGAGGAGCUGUACGAUGAUGAACUGAUGCAGUACGGCGGCCUCGAGUUCCCCCAGAUCAACUAUGACAAGCACAACGGCCGGCCGUACCGCUACUUCUAUUCCUGUGGCUUUGGCCACGUCUUCAGUGACUCUCUGCUCAAGAUGGAUGUUCAGACCAAAGAGCUCAAGGUGUGGCGGUAUCCCGGCUUGUUCCCGUCUGAGCCUGUCUUUGUUGCUUCGCCCAAAGCCACAGAGGAGGAUGAUGGAGUGGUUAUGUCAGUCAUCAUCACACCCAGAAAAGAGAAUAGUACAUUCUUGCUUGUUCUGGAUGCCAAGACCUUCACAGAACUGGGCAGAGCUGAAGUCCCUGUCAAUAUCCCAUAUGGGACCCAUGGUGUGUUUAACGAGAUGGGCUAGGACUGAUGGUGUUUGCAACUCUGGGGCAAAUUGCUGAAACCCGAUCAGUGACCAGCCACUUUAUCCACAAAACAGAAUAUCUCUGUCUGUGUCACACAGAAAGGGUUGAGCAGAAGCCGCAGAUUCAAACUAUUUAUCUGUGCCUUCUUGAUGAGAACAGGUGCAUGUCUUCACUGUGUGCUGCCAUUACUGUGAGAAAAACACCAAUCUUUUGGAGCCUAACAAGACUAAAAGCCCAGCAUGGCAGUAGUUUACUGAAAAAAAAGUUUGUCCUCUGUGUGUAUGAUUCUGUAACACCAGAUGCUUUGAAGGACAUGUACUUAAUGUGGAAAACAUUUAGAAAAGAUUACAUGAAAAUCGAUACACACAUUAAAAUAAAAUCCAUUUCUCUUUUUUUCUGUUUAAACCUGAAGUGUUUCUGGAUCAUCACACCACUAGAAACACUAUCCUCCCAGGGAGGACAUAAUAGCACUUAGUAUACAUAAAAAUGCAUCAGAGGAAAUUCAAUUUCUGUCAAAGUAAUGUGAUAGAAAUGGACAUUGUCUGUGAUGCCCCGGCAAACAAAUGGAUCUAACGGGUCAAUAGCCACCAGCAAGUCUGGCAGAGGUCAUAUCAGAAAUGUCCUGUUUUCUAAAUAAAGCAUGAAAAUGACCCAUAACAAAGUUUACCACUGUAAUAUUCUCACUUUGGACCUCGUGUUGGCUCAGAAAAAUAUGAUGUGGAGUAUGUGUGAAAAACCAACAACAGCAACUAUUACUUCACUACCACAUAAAUGGUUGCUACUCAAGGUUACUGCAUACUGUAAUUAGAAAAAAUUAGAAUAUUUGACCGACUUGUUGUUUAUAGAGCCAUACUUUUAUCAUAAAGAUUGAAAAAGGAACACUGUCCCCUGGCUGAAAAGGUUAAGUAAUGCUUAACCAGGUAUGUACGUGGAGUGACCACAAUAUCAUGGGGGGAAGGUUGCUAUAGAGCAGGGGUGCCCAAUAAGUAGAUCUCAAAGGUCUAUGGUAGAUCUUGCGCAAUUACAUCUAAAGAAACAAAACAUUUUUAAAAAAUUAUAGAUUUAAUUCUAUUUUAAGAUGCUAAGUGGUGUAUACUUGUUACGACAGUGUGAUGUCACAUGACACUGGUGUAAAGUGUUGGCAGUUAUGGUUAUGGGAAAAUAAAGUACACAAUGAAGGACUUUA